Purpureocillium takamizusanense is the source of this 1464-nucleotide messenger RNA. RefSeq names its product putative secondary metabolism biosynthetic enzyme, variant 2. Lineage: Eukaryota; Fungi; Ascomycota; Sordariomycetes; Hypocreales; Ophiocordycipitaceae. The transcript has 2 exons. The record is from RefSeq and is a predicted model, not a curated record. Gene Ontology annotation, molecular function: oxidoreductase activity, acting on the CH-OH group of donors, NAD or NADP as acceptor. The coding region runs from base 79 to 1098 and encodes 339 amino acids.
GGGCCGUCGAAGUGCCACAACUUUCGUUCGUGCCUCACCAACAGCAUCAUCGUGCGAGGCGUCCCCGUCCGUUCAGCCAUGGGGCCCUUCACCACCCGCGAAGGCGUCACCAUCGACGCAGUUGCGGCCACCGCCCGCCGCUAUCUCCUCAACCCCAGGGCCACCCUCCUGCUCGCCCUGGGCCUGCGCUGGGAGCCCAUCUUCUCCCGGCUCGUCGCCCUCGUCGCCGCAGCCCGGGCCAAGAAGCUGCGCGCCCGCGCCUCGCUGCUCGCGGCGGCCGCCCUCGCGCUCGCGCUCAACGACUUCCUCAACCGCAAGCUCGCCAACAACUGGGUGACGGACACGCGCUGGGACUGGGACCGCGAGAUCGUCGUCGUCACGGGCGGCAGCAGCGGCCUGGGCGCGAGCAUCACGCAGCGGCUCCUCGCGCGCAACGCCCGCACGCGCGUCGUCGUCGUCGACUUUCAGCCCCUGCGCUGGACGCCGCCGCGCGCCGGCUCGCGUCUGCGGUACUACCAGUGCGACCUGAGCGACUCGGCGGCCCUGCGGGCGACGUGCGCGCGCAUCAGGGACGAGGUCGGCCACCCGAGCGUGCUGUUCAACAACGCCGGCCUGGCGCGCGGCUACACCGUCAUGGAGGGGCGGCACGCCGACGUCGAGGUGACGAUGAAGACGAACCUCGUCGCGCCGUUCCUACUGAUCAAGGAGUUCUUGCCCGAGAUGGUCAGGCGGGACCACGGGCACAUCAUCAACACGGGCUCGAUGAGCUCGGUGGUGCCGCCGCCCAACAUUGUCGACUACGCCGCGACAAAGGCAGGACUGACGGCGCUGCACGAGGGGCUGCAACUGGAACUCAAAUACUCGCACCACGCGCCGCGGGUGCGACUCACUCUAGGCCUCUUCAGCUACAUCCAAACGCCUAUCCUUUCCGGCACGACGAACUCGUCCAACUUUUUCUUUCCGCUGCUCGACGUGGAGAGCGUGAGCGAGCGGCUGGUGGACGCCGUCUACAGCGGAUUCGGCGCCACUAUUUACAUGCCGGGGAUCAUGAGGUUCAUCACGUCGCUGGUACGUCGUCGCCCAUACCAUCACGCUUGACUGUUCGUUUUUCUUCCCAGCUUUCCGUGGGCAGAUCCAUCGGGGAGAACUUCAAGAGGCAACCAGCCAAAUUAACUUGACACAGAAGGGAGGGCCGGAAUGGCUGUUUCGGCUCGCAAGAGAGCGGUCCGUGCAUGCAGACCUCGAUUUCACGGGAAGGCAGGACGUGGACAGCAAGGGAACGCUUCGUAGGGUCCACGCGAGAUGACAUGGACUGGCGGACGCCUAUCGUGGCGGUUCCGUUCACACUACUAAUGCCUGUUUGACACACAGAAAAGCUUCGUAGGCAGAUAUCUAUCGUUCCACCAAGAUGCCAAGUGUCCCAUCGCGCGCCCGCGUGACGGCAAACACCGUAAUCUAAAGGGC